UCUCACACACCCAUCACAAGCCAGUCGAACUUUGAAGGAAACUACAAGAAGAUCCUUCAUCAUGCAGUGCCCGCAGUCUCCGGUGCGAAUCCUGUCGGAGGAGCAGUUCUCCUGCUCCAUCUGUCUGGAGGUCUUCGUCGAGCCCGUCUCCACUCCCUGCGGCCACACUUUCUGUAAGGCCUGUCUGCAGGGCUUCUGGAAUCACAGCAAGAAGUUCAUCUGUCCCAUGUGCAAGAAAGCCUUCUCCAGAAAACCAGAGCUCAGCGUCAACUGCGUGCUAGCCGAGAUCGCUGAACAGUUCCAGGGUCUGUCGACGAUGUCCUCGGUUCCUGAGUUCGUGAAUUCCCCACAGAAAGAUGACGACUGGGGAGACUUCGCUAAAGCGGGAGACGUGCCCUGCGACGCCUGCAUCGGCCGGAAGAUGAAGGCUAUGAAGUCGUGUCUGAGCUGCCCGGGUUCGUUUUGCGAAGCUCACCUGCGGCACCAUAAGAAGGGGAAGGCGAUGGGCUCGCACAAGCUGGUGGAGCCCAUACACAACCUGGAAGACAAGAUGUGCAAGACACACAAGCGCCUCCUGGACGCCUACUGCCGAAACGAACAUGUGUGCGUGUGCAAGGAGUGCACAGGGUCCUCGCAUAAAGGCCACGAUGUUGUCUCCACCGAACGAGAGUGGAAGAAAAAAACGAGUCAGCUGGGAAAGAAAAGGUCAGAACUGAAACAUCUAAUCAAGGAGCGAGAAAAGAAACUGGAGGAGAUCAAGCAGUCCAUCAAAGUGCUCAAAGACAGCAGUCAGAGGGAGGUCGAGGAGAGCUGGGCGGUUUACGCGGAGCUGCAGCGGCUGCUGGAACAGUCUCAGGCCGAGCUGCUGGAGCUCAUCACGACGCGGCAGAAACAAGCGGAGCAGCAGGCCAAAGAUCUGUCCAGCGGCCUGGAGCACGAGCUCAACACACUGAGGAAGAGGAGCAGCGAGCUGGACACACUCGCUCAGACACAGGACAGGGUGCUCUUUCUACAGUUCCUGCCAUCUCUUCCUCCUCCACCAGAGCCAUCUGAUUGGUCAUCUGUGUCCAUGAACACGGAUCUGUACCUCAGCACUAUCAGGAAGUCAAACGGCUUUAUGGGAAAGGUGAAGAAGCAUUUUCCUGCUCUUUCCAAUUCCUUCUACGACGUGAAGACAUGCUCUCAUCUCUACACGUUCACCGAUGCAUUCACUGAGAGUGUCUACCCUAUUUUCAGCCCUUGCAUCAACCAGGAUGGAAAGAACCCCGGAGCGUUGGUCAUCACUGCCGUUAAACACAGCUGAGACGGCAAACUCACUCUGAUGCACGAAUUUCUUUCUAAAUGGGCUUUCUAAAUGGAUUCUGGACAAAUAAAACACUUUUUAUAAGAGUUAUCUCUGUAAAUCCUAAAACACAGUAUGGGAACCAGCAUGCAUCUAGUGUAAGAAGACUAUAUGCUACUUUGAAGGAUGCAGACAGUUCAAAAUACAUAUACACUACUGUUAAAAUGUUUGGGGUCAGUAAGAAAGAAAUGAAGUCUU
Molecule: messenger RNA, 1540 nt
Organism: Sinocyclocheilus rhinocerous
Lineage: Eukaryota; Metazoa; Chordata; Actinopteri; Cypriniformes; Cyprinidae
Product: tripartite motif-containing protein 47-like
Exons: 6
Coding region: 62-1303 (413 amino acids)
Molecular function (GO): zinc ion binding
Source: RefSeq, a predicted model, not a curated record